Molecule: messenger RNA, 1664 nt
Organism: Archocentrus centrarchus (flier cichlid)
Lineage: Eukaryota; Metazoa; Chordata; Actinopteri; Cichliformes; Cichlidae
Product: C-C chemokine receptor type 9-like
Biological process (GO): G protein-coupled receptor signaling pathway; positive regulation of cytosolic calcium ion concentration; calcium-mediated signaling
Cellular component (GO): membrane; external side of plasma membrane
Molecular function (GO): C-C chemokine receptor activity; C-C chemokine binding
Source: RefSeq, a predicted model, not a curated record
UGACAGUACUGUGACUGAGAAGCUGCUUACUACAGCUUUACUGAGUGGCAAACAUGAUGGAUGAGUUCUACGAAACAAUGAGUUUUAACACUGAGUUCAACGAAACAGCAUAUACUCAAACUGAGCCUACUGACUAUGUUUGGCCAACUGACGAGUCAGGCAUGUGUGAGAAAACCUGGGUCAGGGAGUUUCGCGGCCAGUAUGAACCUCCUCUCUUCUGGAUCAUCUUCAUCCUCGGCGCUGUGGGUAACCUGCUGGUAGUUUGGAUCUACACCACUGUGCGCAACCGCCUGAAAACAAUGACUGACGUGUAUCUGCUAAAUCUGGCUGUGGCUGACCUCCUCUUCCUGUGCAUGCUGCCCUUCUGGGCCGUCGAUGCCAUUAAAGGCUGGGAUUUUGGCAUCGCUCUCUGCAAAAUAGUGUCUGCUGUCUAUAAGGUCAACUUCUUCAGCAGCAUGUUCCUUCUCACCUGCAUUAGUGUGGACCGCUACAUUGCUAUUGUUCAAGUUAUUAAAGCCCAAACUAAAGAAAAGAGGCUGUUCUACAGCAAACUUGCUUGCCUUGGUGUCUGGGUUGUUUCCGCUCUCCUCGCACUGCCCGAGUUUAUCUUUGCCCAGGUGAAGAUGUCUCCAGAAAAUCCCAUUUGUACUAUGGUCUAUUGGAACAAUGCACACAACCGUGCCAAGAUCCUUGUGCUGUCCCUGCAGAUUUGCAUGGGCUUCUGCCUUCCUCUGCUAGUUAUGUUCUUUUGUUAUUCUGUCAUCAUUCGCACACUUAUGCAGGCCAAGAGCUUUGAAAAGCACAAGGCCCUGCGUGUCAUCUUUGCUGUUGUUUUUGUUUUUGUCCUCUCUCAGCUGCCUUACAAUAGCCUGCUGAUCGUGGAAGCCACGCAGGCAAGUAAUACAACUUUAACAGAUUGUGACAUUUUAAUUCGUUUUGAUAUUGCAGGACAGGUGGCCAAAAGCUUGGCAUAUACCCAUGCCUGCCUCAACCCCUUCCUGUACGUCUUCAUUGGAGUUCGGUUCAGACAAGACCUCCAAAGGAUUGUGAGAAUGUGCAUUGGAGGUGUGGGCAAAGGAGGGUUCAGUAAAACACAGGCAGUUCCCAAACGCCCAUCUGUCAUGUCAGACACUGAUACUACCCCUGCCCUUUCCAUAUAGCUGACAGUUUUCCUAACCUGAACCUGAGACAUGAGUCUAACUCGUUAUCACAUUUUUCACUGUGUUCCCUAUGCAUUACUUGGCACUAGCAGAGCCACUGUGACAACCUCAAAAGCAAAAUUUAAAAAAAAAAAAUAUAUAUAGUGGAGUUAUCUUUCAUGACAAUGACUGACAUUCACAUAUUUAUGUGAAAUUACUGCAAAAACUGUACAUUACUGUAAAUAGUCUUUGUUGUUGUUUUUGUUUUUGUUUUUUUUUUUAAUCUUUUUUCCAUCAUGUAUUUGCUGUGUGCUGCUUUAAAUGACUACAGAACAGUUGUACAUUUUCUUUUGGGUAUUAAACAUCCAUUAAAAAAGACACAAAUCUAAUAGAUACUCCAGUUCAUGUCACUUAUAUUCCAUCCUUCACAGCACAAAAACAAACAGGAUGAAGCUUCAACGGUAGGUUCAAGUGCCCCUGUUUGUGCAGAGUAAGUGAUGAGAUCAGCAGUUUCUACCUGGGAAA